AUGCUGUAUGACCCGCCAUACAUGCUGUAUGACCCGCCAUACAUGCUGUAUGACCCGCCAUACAUGCUGUAUGACCCGCCAUACAUGCUGUAUGACCCGCCAUACAUGCUGUAUGACCCGCCAUACAUGCUGUAUGACCCGCCAUACAUGCUGUAUGACCCGCCAUACAUGCUGUAUGACCCGCCAUACAUGCUGUAUGACCCGCCAUACAUGCUGUAUGACCCGCCAUACAUGCUGUAUGACCCGCCAUACAUGCUGUAUGACCCGCCAUACAUGCUGUAUGACCCGCCAUACAUGCUGUAUGACCCGCCAUACAUGCUGUAUGACCCGUCAUACAUGCUGUAUGACCCGUCAUACAUGCUGUAUGACCCGCCAUACAUGCUGUAUGACCCGCCAUACAUGCUGUAUGACCCGUCAUACAUGCUGUAUGACCCGCCAUACAUGCUGUAUGACCCGUCAUACAUGCUGUAUGGAUCCACAAGCCAAUUUAUCCCAAAUAAUGACAGAACCAUUGAAUGUUUAUGCUCAGGAAAAACAGAUUUACUAACCCUCCGCAGUGAGUAG
This is a messenger RNA of Procambarus clarkii (red swamp crayfish), 564 nucleotides long. NCBI's taxonomy places the organism in Eukaryota, Metazoa, Arthropoda, Malacostraca, Decapoda, Cambaridae. The record is from RefSeq and is a predicted model, not a curated record.